Dermacentor andersoni is the source of this 2145-nucleotide messenger RNA. RefSeq names its product U3 small nucleolar RNA-associated protein 4 homolog. Gene Ontology annotation, cellular component: small-subunit processome; 90S preribosome; t-UTP complex. Gene Ontology annotation, biological process: maturation of SSU-rRNA from tricistronic rRNA transcript (SSU-rRNA, 5.8S rRNA, LSU-rRNA). Lineage: Eukaryota; Metazoa; Arthropoda; Arachnida; Ixodida; Ixodidae. Gene Ontology annotation, molecular function: protein binding; RNA binding. The record is from RefSeq and is a predicted model, not a curated record.
UGAAGUGUUUGCUUCUCGCUGUAUAGCACAUGUUCCUCUACUGGACGCACGAUCGCCGUGUGUAGUCGUCACCGGCAAAGUUACAUGCGUCGCACGUGCUCGUGAAACAUUGUGGUAAUGGGCAAAAGGGUGCGAGUAAGCAGUUCAAGUGAAGAACCAUGUGCGAAGUUAAGGUAUUUAAUUCACAAAGUAAAGUUUUUCAAGCCAGCACCGAAGGCUAUCACUGUUAUGGCCUAUGACCAUGUGGUUGAAAAGCUCGCUGUAGUGAGGUCUGACUUUUCUAUAGAGAUUUGGAACUUCAAGUUCACUCCAUGUGUGGAAGGGGUUAUACUUGGCAACCCAAACAAUUCUGUGGAAGCAGCUGCUUGGCACAAUGGGCGGUUAUUCACCACAGGCCUGCAUGGUCGUAUUGUAGAAUAUGAUCUUGUCUGUUUUGAGCAAAAGUACUCCGUUGCAGUAACAUCAGGGGCAGCCUGGUGCUUAGCUGAGGAUCGUCAGAAAACAAGACUUGCCGCUGGUACAGAAGACGGCCGUGUGUGUAUUUAUGAGGUGACAGAAGAUGGCCUUAACUUCCACAAAAUGUUAAACAAGCAAGAAAACCGUAUAAUGUGUUUAGCUUGGAGCAAGGAUGGGAACAUCAUAGUUUCUGGGUCACCGGGUGCUAUUGUCAUCUGGGAUGUCAACACGGGCCGAGCGGUGGAUCGAAUUUCGGUUGGAAGGAUUGAGAAAAACCAGGAAGUACUGGUGUUGUGCCUGGCGGUUACAAGUGACUUCACAAUCAUCACCGGAGACUCAUGUGGAAGGACUUCAUUCUGGGAUGGACAAACUGCAACAUUAAUAUCUAGCUUUAGAGCACACAAUGCUGAUGUUCUGGCACUUUGUUUGAGUGAGGGCGAAAAGGAUGUUUUUGUAGCUGGUGUGGACCCACUACUUGUGAAGUUCACUAGGAUAGGUCACACGCAGAAGUGGGCCAAGUCAAUGCAGAAAACAUGUCACAAGCUAGAUGUUAAAGCACUUGCUUUGGCCAAAGGACAACUCCUGUCUGGAGGGUGUGACACUUCCUUGGCUGUGUCAACAGAGACAUCACUUGUGACACAUUGUCCAUUCCAGUUCUCAUCAGUACAAGUGGCAGCAUCAAGUGGCUGUAUCCUACUCAACUAUGGCGAGCACUUGGAGCUGUGGCGCCUCGACUGCACCACAAGUAAAGAAGGACCCUGCAAGACCUCGACGCCCUGUUCAAAACCUGAGCUGCUCGUUCGAGUGAAGGCACGGAAUGGGGCUACCUACCACACAGCAGCUGUGUCGCAUGACCACUGCUGGUUGGCUUGCUCAGAUGCAGGCAAAGCGCGGCUCUAUCAAAUUAGCGAGGUUAAUGGGUCUAGUCUCGACUGCAACAAGGUCUCCACCUUUAAUGAACAGAUGGGCCCUGCCAAGAAACUGAUGUUCAGUCCUGAUGGCUCAUAUUUGGUGGCAUUGAGUUCUCACGGAAGUGUCCAUGUGUUCAGCUUGCCACCCAGACUCCUCUACACUCUUCCAUCCAGAGCAGGUGGCACAAUGUACCCUCACAUGGUUUGUGUGUCACUUAAACAUCUUGCUGUUGCUGACAAUGAAGGUAUACACAUCUAUGACCUGAAGACUUCUGAGGUUCUUUGCAAUCUUUCUGAAGCUCCAUGCCUGCCUACAGCUAUGAGGUUCAACCCAAAGUCUGGCGACCUAUUGGUCAUUUACAGCAACAACCAGGUUGUAGAAUAUGAUGUUAACAGCGAAUCAUCAAACCAGUGGUGUCAAGUUGCAUAUCAACACGGUGGGCUGACAUUGGAAACAACAAAACCAUUGACAGGCAUUGCAUUCGACUCCAGGAAUGCAGACAUUUUCUUUGCCUACAGUGACCAGGAGCUGCUUAUUGUUGAUAAGGCAAAGGCUCUCAGAAAAGGCAUCAGAAGUAAUGCUGUGCGAAAGAAAAAGUUCCAGUGGCUGACACUGUUUGAUCAGGUACAAGAUGAGAUGCUGGUUGUAGAAGUGCCUCCAGAACAGCUUGAAGGCUUGCCACCACCGCUCUGGAAGAAGAAAUACGGCACUUGAGCAGCAUGUGAAGAUUAUUUGUUGAAACAUUGUUAAUGUAAAUAAAGAAGCAUGACAAGAUAA